This is a messenger RNA of Lolium rigidum, 1540 nucleotides long. RefSeq names its product probable polygalacturonase At1g80170. NCBI's taxonomy places the organism in Eukaryota, Viridiplantae, Streptophyta, Magnoliopsida, Poales, Poaceae. The record is from RefSeq and is a predicted model, not a curated record. The coding region runs from base 17 to 1540 and encodes 507 amino acids. Gene Ontology annotation, biological process: carbohydrate metabolic process. The transcript has 2 exons. Gene Ontology annotation, molecular function: polygalacturonase activity.
ACCAUCGUUCCAUGAAAUGGAGCGAGGGAGAAGAAAAGGAAGAGGCAUGAGAACAGCAUCGCUCUUCUUGGUGCUGGUGUUCCUGUUCAUGGCCGUCGCGGCGGAGGAGAGAAGCGAUGCCGGGAAUGUCGAUGUCGGUGGUGGAGGAGAUGAAGAGGCGUUUGACAAGAGGUUUUUGAAGCUGUGGACUGAUGGUGGCGGCGGAGAUGAGGAAGAUCACCUCAGAUGGUACGGCGACGAUGAUGAGUAUGAAGACGACAAGGAGGAAGAAGAACACGGAGAUACCGUCAUGUUGGGUGGUGCCAGAUGCCCUCGACCGACAAAGAAGAAGAAGAGGAACGUUGUGAGGGUCGACGACUUCGGCGCGGCGGGAGACGGCUGCGGCGACGACACUGAGGCAUUCGCGAAAGCGUGGGAGAAGGCAUGCUCGCUGAAAGAUGCAGUGUUCGUUGUCACCGCCAACCGCCGCUACAAGGUAGGCCCGAUCAGGUUCAUGGGCCCGUGCAAGGAGAGGCUGGUGAUCCUGAUCCACGGCACUAUCGUGGCGCCGGAGGAGCCGUCGGAGUGGGACCCUAAGAGCCCACGCCUAUGGCUCCUCUUCGGCGGCCUCGCCGGGGCGCGCAUCCAGGGCGGCGGCAUCAUCGACGGCUCCGGCUCCAAAUGGUGGGCCAACUCGUGCAAGAUCGACAGGUCGAAGCCGUGCAAGGCUGCCCCGACGGCGGUGACGAUCGACUCGUGCUCCGGCGUGCGGGUGCGCAGCCUCCACAUCCAGAACGCGCAGCAGAUGCACCUGACGGUGUCGCGGUCGCGCGGCGUGCGGCUGGACAAGAUGGCCAUCACGGCGCCGGGGGACAGCCCGAACACGGACGGCAUCCACGUCGCCGAGUCCACCGCCGUGACCAUCACGAGCUGCCGCAUCGGCACCGGCGACGACUGCAUCUCCAUCUCCAACGCCAGCUUCGCCGUCAAGAUGAGGGGCAUCGUGUGCGACCCGGGCCACGGCAUCAGCAUCGGCAGCCUCGGCCAGGGCGGCUCCUACGCCGCCGUCGAGGGCGUCUCCCUCGACAACGCCCGCAUCGCCCGCGCCCAGAACGGCGUCCGGAUCAAGACGUGGCAGGGCGGCGCCGGGUACGUCCGCAACGUCAGGUUCUCCAACGUGCUCGUCGACGACGUCGACCACCCCAUCAUCAUCGACCAGUUCUACUGCGACCAGAGGACGCCGUGCGCGAACCGGAGCACGAACGUGCGGGUCAGCAACGUGGUGUACCGGAACAUCACCGGCACGUCGAGGCGCGCGGAGGCGAUCAAGUUCGCGUGCAGCGACGCCGUGCCCUGCAGCGACAUCGUGCUCAGCAACAUCAACUUGUUACGGGAGGACGGCUCCGAGGUACAGACCGUGUGCAACUGCGCCAUGGGGUACGACUAUGAGCCGGUGCGCCCUGCCGCCGACUGCCUCAGAAACAGCGCGUGCGACGGCGGCGGGGACAAGAAGGUCGGCGGCGAGGAGCCAAAGGCCCUGCCGCUACACACCGAACUCUGA